AUGAAGAGACUAAAAGAGACCACUUUCCCCUUCUCUGGAUUUGGAGGUCCGAGUCAAGGCAAGAAGAUGAGCCAAAGAACUGAUGAAAGGAUGAAUAAAACCUUCCCAAGGAUUCCUCCACCUGUGAAAGGAGCCGCCCGCGCGGCGGGGCCAGGCCUGGAGGAGCGGCUCUUCCCGCAGGUGCGGGACCACUUCAGCUUCCAGCGCUUCGGCAACGAGACCUUCCAGCAGCGGUACCUGGUCUCAGCAAAAUUCUGGAACAAAGGAUUUGGACCCAUCUUUUUUUACACUGGCAAUGAAGGUGACAUCUGGACUUUCGCUCAGAACUCCGACUUCAUAUUUGAAUUGGCAGAAGAACAACAAGCACUAGUGAUUUUUGCUGAGCAUAGGUACUAUGGGAAGUCUCUUCCAUUUGGCCUCGAGUCAACCCAGCCGCAGAGGACUGGUCUGCUCACGGUGGAACAAGCCCUGGCUGACUAUGCAGUGCUAAUUACGGAGCUCAAAGAGCAGUACGGUGCCACUGACUGCCCUGUUAUUGCCUUUGGAGGCAGCUAUGGAGGAAUGUUGAGUGCUUACAUGAGGAUGAAAUAUCCAAACAUCGUGGCUGGAGCAUUAGCUGCCAGUGCUCCUGUGUUGUCCGUGGCUGGGCUUGGAGACCCUGCUCAGUUCUUUAGAGAUGUAACUGCAGAUUUUCGGAAGUCUGACCCAAACUGUGUCACAGCUGUCCGUAAAGCCUUCCAGCAAAUCAAGGAUCUGUCGCUGAGUGGAGCUUAUGAUAAAAUCAGCAGCAAAAUGGCCACAUGCAAUAAGAUUUCCAGCAAGGAAGAUAUUUACCAGCUUUUUGGGUUUGCUAGAAAUGCCUUCACCAUGAUGGCCAUGUUGGAUUACCCGUACAAAACCGACUUCAUGGGUUCUCUCCCUGCUAAUCCAGUGAAGGUUGGUUGUGAGCAAAUCCUCACCCACGCAGACCCAGUUCAAGGCCUGGCAGCUCUUGUUGGAGUGUUCUACAACUCGUCCGGCACGGCGCCGUGUUACGACAUCUACCAGCUGUACCAGCCCUGCGCCGACCCAACGGGCUGCGGCACCGGCGCGGACGCCGAGGCGUGGGACUACCAGGUGUGCACCGAGAUCAACUUAACCUUCAACAGCAACAACGUGACUGAUAUGUUCCCUGAGAUGCCCUUCACGGAGGCCAUGAGAGAGAAGUACUGCCAGAGCAAAUGGAGUGUGAGUCCGCGGGCGCGCUGGCUGCGGACAAACUUCUGGGGAGGAGAUCUGAAAAGUGCAAGCAACAUCAUUUUUUCAAAUGGAGACCUGGACCCGUGGGCUGGUGGUGGGAUAAAGAGCAGUCUAAGUCCUUCACUAAUUGCAAUAACCAUUGAGGGAGGUGCUCAUCACCUCGAUCUCCGAGGACAUAACCCAGCUGACCCUCCAUCUGUCACCGAGGCACGCAUGCUGGAAGCGAGCAUCAUUAACGACUGGGUGAAAUCUGCAAGGAUGGAGAAAGCAUGGGAGAAGUUAGCUGGCACGCUGGCAGGCGGAGCACUGUGAAUAUACCCACGUGGCUGCUGCCAUACGAGGUGCUCGGUCCCCACAAUUUGUGAUGGAAGGCUGAAAGACCACAGCCCAUUCAGCUGUAUUGGGCCUGACUGUCUGAGAAAGCGUUACCUCCUCUGCCACGAUGACGAGCAGCCACCUACCUGAAGUGUCCAACCCGUCCCUAAUCACAUGUCAUGAGCAAAUCAACAGACCGGACUACUUUACAUGGGUUUCAUGCUUAUGUGUGUAAAAUGAGAAGUCAUUGUAAAGGGAGGAAAGAAUAAAAGCUUGCUUGACAGCCUCAGGCACAGUGACACUUAAACUAUUCUUCAUGGCACAGGACAGAUACAAUGUUGGCAUGAAUACAUGAGGUAUUGUCCCUUUGAGCACAGUAUCAGCAUUGUCCUUAACACUGUCUUUGUGGGUUGAAGUCAAACUGGUUUUAGACAGUCAUACAAAUCACACAAUCAGACUGGUAUCAGUAAGGUGCACUUCCAGUGAAAACAUCUUCAAAUCU
Nothoprocta perdicaria is the source of this 2056-nucleotide messenger RNA. It is a transcript of the gene DPP7, whose product is annotated as dipeptidyl peptidase 7. The transcript has 13 exons. NCBI's taxonomy places the organism in Eukaryota, Metazoa, Chordata, Aves, Tinamiformes, Tinamidae. Gene Ontology annotation, molecular function: dipeptidyl-peptidase activity; serine-type exopeptidase activity. The coding region runs from base 1 to 1551 and encodes 516 amino acids. Gene Ontology annotation, biological process: proteolysis. Gene Ontology annotation, cellular component: vesicle. The record is from RefSeq and is a predicted model, not a curated record.